Messenger RNA from Manihot esculenta (cassava), 780 nucleotides. RefSeq names its product leucine-rich repeat-containing protein 45-like. NCBI's taxonomy places the organism in Eukaryota, Viridiplantae, Streptophyta, Magnoliopsida, Malpighiales, Euphorbiaceae. The record is from RefSeq and is a predicted model, not a curated record. Bases 1 to 780 code for a protein of 259 amino acids. The transcript is spliced from 2 exons.
AUGCUCCUGAUGGUGAUGGGCCUUUUCAUGGAGGUGGACGCUCGUGACCUCUUUCUCCGAGAAUCUGUUGAUCGCCGGAUCGAGGAGGCGCGUCUGGAGGAGAACCUGUCUGCGACCAGUGAUGCCAAUAGCAACCUCGCGGCAGCUCGAGAGCAUGCUAGGUCUCUAGAGGCGGAGUUGUCUCACGCUCGGAGGGUUCUUAAAGAGUCUGACGAUAGGGCAACUGCUGCUGAAGUCCGCUGUGAAGAAGUCCUGAAGCAGCUGUCCUCCACGGUAGAUGCCCUUCGUGAAAGGGACGAGGCUAUGAUUCAGAGGGAUGAGGCCCAGCGUCAGUAUGAGGCCUUGAAGGCUGAUUUUGAAGGAGUCCAGGCUCUUCUUAACAAGGUGGAGGUCCAGAAGGAGGGGGCACUAGCUCGGGUCGAGGUUCUCGAGCAGGAGUUGAGUAAGAGUUCAAAUCGUAUCAGAGACCUGGCUUCAGCGGCAGAGGAGUUUAAACUUCAUAAUCAAAAGCUCUGCCAUGAGGUCAGGACUUUGGAGCAUAAAUGCUCGGCCUUGCUCGAGGAUGCCAGAUUAGCUGAAGACAAAGUCCAGCUGGAGUGUGAGAGGCGCCUGGUGGAGUACAAAGAGUCUCCCGAGCUGAAAAAAGAGAUCAAGCAGGCCUGUGAAGCUCGCCUCCAGGAUUAUAAAAGUUCUUCUGAAUUUAAAGCCAAGAUAGCUGAGGCCUGUGAGAAGCGACUUGUGGAGUUCCAAGGCUCUGAUGAGAUGAAGACAGCCAUAUGA